GUGGGGAUUCUGCUCAGAUGUUUCAGGGAAGCCUCCAGGGAAUCAUAACAGGAGACUUCUGUGCUCUUCCUGCAACAGGCCUCAUCGUUCCCACAGGCUCACAGAGGAAGGUAAGUUUGCAUUUCAAACCCUUCUUUACUUCAGAAAGAAUAGAUCUUUUUUCUGCAUGCCAUACUUUUUCUUCUUUCACAAAAUUUGUUCAAACUCUGGCUGACAAUAUGUAUACUUAACAGUAACACUGCAAAUCAGUCAGGGGUAUGAAAAAGUAAAAACGCCACAGCAGCUGCUUUUACUGUCCAUAUUUUACACUCCCGCAACAGUGUCACCAUGGUAACAGGAUAAAUUAUCCACUUUCCUGACAAAUAUUUGACUGAGAGAUCGAACACAAAUUACAUUGUGAGAACACAGUGCAUCUAAGUCUCAAACCUGCAGUUAAAAAACAAAACAAAAACAGGAACAGAUUCAUGCUGUCAUGUGUCCAGGAGUGCAGGUGUUAAGUUUGUCUCUACCUCCCACUCUGUGGCUGAGCGAAAACGAAACGUUCAGGUUCCUGUUUCAUGCAGGAUAUAUGCACGUUCAACAGAAAAGUUCUCAUCCCAUCAGUUUGGACUAUAAAUUGCUUUUGCUCUUUGUCACACAUCAGACCUCUUUGUCCCAGGAUGCGUUUGAUGGUGUGUACGUUGGGUCUUUUUAUGGCCCUGCUGCAUUUGACCGCCUCUCUGUUGUUGGGUGCCUUCAACAUCAAGUCAUUCGGAGACAAGAAAGCUUCCAACACGACUCUGAUGAACCUCAUCAGCACGGUCAGGAACUGGAAUUACAGCCAUUAUUCUUUUUUUCUUUAUAUCACAUACUUAAACAUUUGAAAUAUAAGGUUAAUUUGACUUUGCAGAGAGUUGAGCUCAUUACCAAUUCAAUCAAAGCUUUCGGUUUGGUGCAAGCUCUGUUUUGUCCAAAAGGAAUUGGAGAAGGGAUUAAAGACAGUACCUUACCUCCUUUUUUUUUAUUCAAUAUUUUUGGUUUUUUUUAAGUUUCAAACUCUUAAUUCCACAUCUCUCUUGACACACUGCUGUUUAGACACAAGCUUUGUGUAGUUGCACGAGCCUUACCGCGGUUGACCUCCUUUUUAUUGCUUUAGUGCUUCUUAUCUGUCAAGUAAAAUAACUCAGACAGAUGAUUUUUUUUCCUGGAAAACAAGUUCAUGUUUUUGUUUUUCAGAUCGUCCAUCGCUAUGACAUCAUUCUGAUCCAGGAGGUCAGAGACAAUGAUCUGUCGGCCACCAAAAAACUCAUGGAGCAUGUCAACAAGUCAGACUAACCACAAACAUUUAGUGUUGAAUGAUCAUGGUCUGAGCCAUGUUCAAUAAAUUACAUGAAAAUUUGUUUUAAAAAAAAUCACAAAAAAGCUACCAUUCAUGUCCCUUAUCUAUGUAUCUCAUGUGUGUAUUUGUGUGUGUUUUCCCAGAGGUUCUCCUCAGUUCAGGUAUGAUUACAUCACCAGUGAGCCUCUGGGUCGCAGCUCCUAUAAGGAGAGAUAUCUCUUCCUGUACAGGUACACAGAGGGGCAAAAACAAACUCAUCACAACAAUCAAACUUUUUUAAGUCUUUACUUUCCUCUGCUCUGCACCUGUAUCUUUUUCUUCUGUGAAGUCCUGAACAUCAAUGAAAGUGGACAAUCCUCCACAAAACUCAAACUAAAAAUAUUUCAAGCAAUCAAUCUUUACUUAUACAGUUUACAACAAGUGUUAUCCCAAGACACUUGUCAAAAAAAGACCUACUUCAUUAACAAUAAUCCAAUGUAAAGAUUGGUUAGAUCAGACCCACUCCCAAAAUUAUUCAGUUACAGUGGAGAGGAAAAACUUCCUUUAACAGGCAGAAACCUCGAGCAAAACCAGACUCAUGUUAGACAGCCAUCUGCUGAGACUGCAUUUGUUUUAGAGAGAUGACAGAGGGAGAUGGAGAAAGAGCAAGAUGUUAUUCAUUUUAGAAAGCAUUUUAAUUUUUCUGUGAAUUAUUGCAACACCAGGUCGUAUUGCUUGAAAUUUAAAGAAUGGCUGAGUGACAUUUACAGUAAUAGGCAUAGUACACUCCAAGUGUAUUUUAUAAAGGAGGAAGUGGUCAUGAUAGCUUCCACUUCACACAUAUAUCAUAUACAGUACAGGCCAAAAGUUUGGACACACCUUCUCAUUCAAUGUCUUUUCUUUAUUUUUUUAUAUGACUAUUUACAUUGUAGAUUAUUACUGAAGGCAUUAAAACUAUGAAUGAACACAUGUAGAAUUUUGUACUUAUAAAAAAAGUGUGAAAUAACUGAAAACAUGUUUUAUAUUCUAGUUUCUUUAAAAUAGCCACCCUUUGCUCUUGAUGACAGAAGUACCUUGUCAGGGUUACUUCAGCCACUCCUGUGAAGUAAAAAACAUUUCAGGUGACUACCUCAUGAGGCUCACUGAGAGAACAGCUAAAGUUUGCAGCGCUAUCAAAAAAGCAAAGGGUGGCUACUUUGAGGAAUCUAAAAUAUAAAACAUGUUUUCAGUUAUUUCACACUUUUUUCUUAAGCACAUGAUUCCACAUGUGUUCAUUCAUAGUUUUGAGAAUCUACAAUUUAAAUAGUAAUGAAAACAAAGAAAAUGCAUUGAAUGAGAAGGUGUGUCCAAACUUUUGGCCUGUACUGUAUAUUCAUAUACUUACUUUUCUACUUGUGUUAGGCAUUACAAAACAUAUGUUUGUAUCACUUUAUCAUCAAUACAGCAGUGUUAUGACCUCCUUUCCCACAUUUAUACCCUAGAAUAGAUCAUAACACGUUACACUGUCAUUCACUUACCCACUCAGAUAGAGUAAAUCUGCCCUCUAUUGGCCUUCAAGAGAAACACAAUAACCACAGUUCACUAAGUUAAUGAACAGUUUGAAAUGUUUUGUGUUUCCUGCACAGAGAGCAGACAAUAUCUGUGGUAAAAAACUACACCUAUGAUGAUGGAUGUGAGCCGUGUGGAACAGACACCUUCAUCAGAGAGCCUUUCGUCGUCAUGUUCUCCUCCACUGAGACCGGUAGGUUCUGUGUCAAAACUGAAAACACAGAAGGAGAUAGUGUUUAGUGACAAUAAAAUGCCAGUGAUUAAGAUUUUAAUGUUUUGUUUUUUUUUCUGUGAUCAGUGGGCAUGAGUACUUGUGUUUCAAGAGAUAUUUGCGCCAUAUUAAAAAUAACAAGACAAAGAAGGAUGAUGUAGUGAAGUUGACCUUUCACUUUGAAAGAAAAAAACAUAAUCCUUUGGUCUUUACCUGGUAGUUUGACCCAAUAUGAUUCGGAGAUAAAAGCAACCUUGCCCUUCAUGAAAUCUCUGCAACUUUUUAUUUCUAUCGUAGAGGUUACAUGCCACUUUUUACAACAAGCUUUGCUGUAUCCAAAAUUCUGGUUUCUUCUCUCCUUUUCAUCCUUCCUUCCUGCUUUGUAGCUGUGAGGAACUUUGUCCUGAUCCCUCAGCACACCUCUCCAGACUUUGCUUUGGAGGAGACAGACAAACUGUACGAUGUGGUGUCUGAUGUCCGUGCACGCUGGAACACCAAUGUGAAUACACUGGUCUACUACACAAACACAGACACAAACUAAAGGAAACUUUAAUAAAUAGAGGAGAAUGCAGAAAGUGCUAAAUUUAAGUAUGUACGAGGGGUGAGAGUGAUUUAACUGUUCUCCUCUUGCUUCAGGACAUCGUGCUGCUGGGUGACUUUAAUACCGGGUGUAAUUAUGUGUCAGGCUCAGACUGGGACAAGAUCCGGCUCUUCACUGAUAAGAGCUUUCACUGGCUCAUUGGUGAUGAGGCUGACACUACAGUAUCACACACUAACUGCCCUUAUGACAGGUAAACACAAACACACACAAGCAGACACUUGCAUACACACACUUACAUGAACUCUGAAUUCCCUCUUUCUAUAUUUGCAGGAUUGUGGUCACAGAUGACAUGAAGGAGGGAACGGUGUAUGGCAGCGCCCAGGUCUACGACUUCAUGGAAGACUUGGAUCUCAGCCUCAGUCUGGUAAGCAAAGCUCUAAUGUCAGUGCAUCUGGAGAAGAAAGUUGCCCCUCACAGAAGGCUGAGACUCAAAACUUUUUUGUUGUCUUUGUAUCCUUGUAGUGUGGUAUCACUGUUCUUCUAAGGAAACCUCUGUUGAUAUAAAAGUAACAAAGAUGUUUUAUCCUAUCACACUUGUGUAGAUGCAUUGGGUAAAAUUACAUUAUAGUGAUAUUAUGGUAAAUGUUACAUCCUACAAAAAUCAAUUAGGACUAUCAAAGACUGUUUGGUAAAGCUAUUUUUUCAUCAGAAUUUAUUUCCUAAGUAUUGCUGUAAAACAUUUUAUGAAAUCAACCAACUGUGUGUUUAAAUUUCUUCAUUUUGCUUUGCAAAACAGUUUAUUUCUUAAUAGUGAGGAGAAGUAAAGAAAUUGUCACCAAUGUCAUGAUUUGGGAAUCAAAUGAAUGGAAUAAAAUAGAAUUUAUGACCUUGGCAGAUUUCAAAUAAAUGCUGCACUGUUGUGGUCUGAAACUAUAACUUAGAGGUAGACUGCCACAGAAUGAUUUAUCUACAGGUCUGUGGAUAAAACACUCAAAAUCAGUCAUCUCAGCUUCUGUUGUCCGCUGACAUCAGUCUGACCAGUUGUACAGAGCUAUGUGUGGAGUUAAUAGUUGGUAUUGAAACUCUGAGUGUUACUUUUAACUUGUCAGCUGAUUUGGCUGAAAGUCUGUGAGUUUUGUGGAGUGACAUGUGCAGUAGUGUUGUUUUUUCCCAUCACAUCAGCAGGUAGACAGAAGAAGCUGCACUAGCUUAUCUACAGAGAGCCAAAAGCGACUAAACUUCCUGCGAUGUUUCCUGUCUGUCUUCCAGGCAUUGGCCGUCAGUGAUCAUUAUCCUGUGGAGGUGAAGCUGGCUCCUGUAGCCUGAAUCUUGACUUCUUUGACCUUUUAAGAAGGGCCUCUAGGUUCAGUCUCAGCUGAGUACACCAUAAAGUAACUGUAAAACUGUGAAAUCAUAAACAACAAGAUCUUAAUAAACAAGUAUACCAGAGUUUUUCAUUACAUACUUGCUUUUUGGGACAGACUGUUUGAAAAGAGUGUCAUGAAAAAUCUCUUUUGAGCAUCACCUAUGAUUAGAUCCAGACACCACAUAUAACCUGUACGAAUUAAGACAUGAUCCCAAAAUAAAUCACUGCUUUAGUGAUUUCUUCAGUGUUUGAACCCACACCAACACAAAUAGACUCACCAGAAUUUUAUUAGGAUCAAAGCUCUUGGCACAUAAAACUGACAUGAAGCUGACCCUGCUGCUCACCCUGGUAAAGCAAGACUUGAUUU
Molecule: messenger RNA, 5330 nt
Organism: Xyrichtys novacula (pearly razorfish)
Lineage: Eukaryota; Metazoa; Chordata; Actinopteri; Labriformes; Labridae
Source: the annotation of a GenBank genome assembly